Molecule: messenger RNA, 1688 nt
Organism: Patiria miniata (bat star)
Lineage: Eukaryota; Metazoa; Echinodermata; Asteroidea; Valvatida; Asterinidae
Gene: gpr180
Product: integral membrane protein GPR180-like
Exons: 10
Coding region: 292-1662 (456 amino acids)
Biological process (GO): response to pheromone; G protein-coupled receptor signaling pathway
Source: RefSeq, a predicted model, not a curated record
CACGUCGACGACGCGACGGUCUGGAAAUUUUGACAGCGUGCUGGUGCCGGGCGUUGAACCAUGAACUGUACCAAAAUGUUACCAUCUGAUGCACAUGGAUGAGUGCCGAGUACGAGGAAGAACGAUUUAGUCUUUGACUCAAAUUCAGUCAAGUUUGGACCAAGCUGCUGCGGAGAUAAACUUUCCCAAGUUCUUCAAUGUGCAGUUAGCUCACUCAGUAUGUACUGAGGAGCUUGGCUGUUUAUAGUGCAUGGAGCUCAACUGGAACUGCAUAAACAUACAGUAUUGAAUAUGGUAGACUAUGUUUGUGGUACCAUCAGAACAAGCCCCAUCUUGUCAAAACUGAAGUCCAUCAUGUUGGCAUCCUUUUGCUUGCUUCUGCUGUUCCUGACUCCCCUGUGCAACUCCAAGACAGUCCGUGGGAAGUUUGACCCAGCAAGCGCAGCGACGAGCCACGGGCAGUACAUCGGCAAGUUCUGCUUUUCAGGCCAAAAUGGCAGAAUAGAGCACAUCCGUCCGGACGACUCGCCAUUCUCCGGCAAGCUGUUCCUGUUCACGGCCGAGCAGUGGGACCAAGGCUUGAUGAAGAGAACGGAAGAGGGAAGCAUAGACUGCGCGGGCAGGCUGGCAGUGGCUGAACAUGUCGUUACGCUUACCAGCAAAGCCGGUAACCACACCCUCAAGGACCUGAAGAAGCCCAUAGUGUUACACGCCCUCUACGCAGACAUGUACACUUGCAGCAAGGCUCCGCCCCCCACCCAGCUGACCACGACGGACUUCGUCUUGCAUUUCUUCAAUCCUGAUUCCCACGGGGAGACAGUGAACCAUUUCAGCUGUGAGGAAACAGGUCUUCUCGGUUUUUACGAGUUACUAACACUGAUUUACUUUGUUCUUGGAUGCAUCUGGGCACCUAGAUUGUACGCAAAUAUCGCCAAGCGGGGUCCAAUGCAUGAUGUGUUAGUGAUGCUCACUACAGUACUGUGCCUGCAAGCUGUAGGCUCCCUAUGCAUGUUCAUUCACUUGUAUGGCUACUCCACAGACGGCCAAGGCUCCCCGCUCAUGGAGAACGUCUCAGAGCUGGCAGACAUUGCAGCCCAGUUUGAGAUGCUGUACAUGAUGUUGAGUCUGUCGUUGGGUUGGACCCUCGGUUCAGCCAAGACGCAAGUCAAAUCCCAGAUAUGGAAGAGCUCACCCUUGGCCAAAGUUGCAGCCGGCAUGGCCAUUACACAGGGUGUACUGAUCCUUUGGGAGCAGAUAUGGUACUACGACCACAGCCCAUACCAUGCCCAUCAGAGCCUGACAGGCCUACUGAUCCUAGUCCUGAGGGUAGCCCUGGCCCUGCUCUUUGCCCACACCCUGCAGCAAGUCCUGCCUAAUGAGAGAAGUGCCAUGCGAAGGGAAUUCUACAGUAACUUUGCUAAGUUCUGCUUCCUGUGGUUCUUUGCCUACCCGGUUCUGGUUCUAACAUCACUUGUUUUAGCUCAGCACUUCCGAAGAAAGGUUGUGAAUAUAGGAGCUGUGACGGCCCAGACAGUAGCCGUGGUCCUUCUGUACCGGCUGUUCCUAUCCCGGAGCCUGUACUGGGAGGUAUCCGCCCUGUCCUCUGCAACCCUACCACUGCGAAUGGACAAGAAAAACCUCAGCAUUAAGCUCAGCUCAUGACAAACAACUACCCAACUUCAUAUAAA